Molecule: messenger RNA, 1765 nt
Organism: Vigna radiata var. radiata (mung bean)
Lineage: Eukaryota; Viridiplantae; Streptophyta; Magnoliopsida; Fabales; Fabaceae
Product: dof zinc finger protein 1
Exons: 2
Coding region: 640-1440 (266 amino acids)
Biological process (GO): regulation of DNA-templated transcription
Molecular function (GO): DNA binding; DNA-binding transcription factor activity
Source: RefSeq, a predicted model, not a curated record
GGGUUUCGAAAGACAAUGCUACCCUUUCAUGUGUAAUACUAAUAUAGCUAGCUAGUUGGCCAACACAUGGAUGGAACCACCACUACAUCCCAAUUCUGAAAGCUUUACACGCUUUUAACACUCUCUAGAAAAGUGGUGUUCUUUUCUUUCUCUGAGGACUCCUAGCUUUUCCUUUUUCCCAUUCUCUUCUUAAAUCCAUGGACACAGCUCAGUGGGCACAGGUACACACAGAACUACUUUUUUCUGUUUUCUUUCCAUAUAAUCAUGAAAAUCUCUGCUGGGGUUGUGAUUUUCAACCAUAAUUUAGAUUAUUAAGUUUUGGGUUUGGGAAAUUAUUUUGAUUAUAUUGUUAGUUCUGAGGGGGGGAAGUUAAGUUUCACUUUAUCCCCAACUUUUUCUCUGAUGUUCAGCUCAACCCUCCACUAAAUUCAAUUUUUGUUGCUGUCUUUUUAAGAUCUUUCCCUCAUUUAUUUUUAUCUGCUAUUCAAAGUACUGCACCUUUCUUUUUCCCAUUUUUUUUUCCUUUCCACCAUCUGAUAAAGGAUAAAGGACCCAAGAUAAAGUUAACAUAUUUGUUUGUAUCAUCCCUCAAAGUGUUGUAAUAAAAACACCUGUCUUGGUAUUGGAGUUGUUAAACCUAUGGAAGGUUCAAAGCCUCCUCCUAUGUUGGAGAGAAGGGCGAGGCCUCAGAAGGAUCAAGCUUUGAACUGCCCAAGGUGCAAUUCCACCAACACCAAAUUCUGCUACUACAAUAACUAUAGCCUCUCCCAGCCAAGGUACUUUUGCAAGACAUGUAGAAGGUAUUGGACUGAGGGUGGUUCUCUCAGAAACGUUCCUGUGGGUGGUGGCUCUAGAAAGAACAAGAGAUCAACUCCAUCAUCAGCUCCAUCACCAGCAUCAUCAUCAGCACCAACAAAGAAGCUUCCUGAUCUCACACCACCAAAUUUCCCUCAAUCAGCUUCUCAGGACCCUAAGAUCCACCAAGGCCAAGACCUUAACUUAGCAUACCCUCCAGCCGAGGACUAUAACACUGUGUCUAAGUUCAUUGAGGUUCCUUACAGCACGGAAUUAGACAAGGGUAGUCUUCAAAACGCCACUUCCUCAUCAACACCGUCUCAGUUGUCUGCCAUGGAGCUUCUCAAGACCGGGAUUGCUUCCUCAAGGGGUUUAAACUCCUUCAUGCCAAUGUAUAAUUCAACUGGGUUUCCUUUGCCAGACUUCAAGCCACCACCUGGCCUUAACUUCAGUCUAGAGGGCUUUGAAAAUGGUUACGGGGGUCUUCAGGGAAUUCAAGAGGGUCCUACUGGUGCAAGGAUCUUGUUUCCCGUCGAGGAUUUAAAGCAGCAGGUUCCAACCACAAAUGAGUUCGAUCAGCAGAAUAGAAGUCAAGGGGAUUCAUCUGGGUAUUGGAAUGGCAUGUUAGGUGGAGGAUCGUGGUAGAUAUUUAGAGAAGAAGAAGAAAAAAAGAGAACAAGGGUUGCUGUUUUAGCCUUUUAUUUUAUUUUUUCUUUUCUUUUCUUUUCUUAAUGGGGGGAGUGUGGUUGUGUUUGGAGUGAUCAGAACCACUAACAAAAUAGGGUACAUGGCUGCUGUUUCGCUUCUUUUUAAUCCAUUUCAAUUUUUGGUCUUCUUUUCCUUUCCCUGGUAGUCCCACUUUGAUUGUUGGCUUUGGUCCCAAAGAAUGUGGCUGUAUUUUGAAGCUACCUUGCAUAUUUUUAUUUAGGUUAAGCAUCAGGAGCAUCAUAAUCAAACUACACAUUUUUCA